UAACUGGGCGUGGUGGCGUUGAAGUGGGGCGUCGACCCGGCGGGUGUGCGGUUGGUUGGCUGCCUGGGCUCUGAGGCGAUUUGUGAAACAAGGAUUUUAAGUAAAAGCAAGCUAAGCCUUCGCUUGAUUGCUCGCAAUUAAGGAGCAUUGUCGGCAUAAGAGUCAGAGUGGUUACCGGCUUUGCGCCUGAUAUCAGCGUCGAGGCCGACGAAGGUGUCAUUGGAUUGGAAUAAGCUCACGAGCGUGACGCAUCGCCACCAUGGAGCAGCAGCAGACGCCGCUGCUGGUGCCGAAGGAGGUGAAGAUCCUGGAGACGGCCGAGGACAUCCAGGAGCGGCGUGAGCAGGUGCUCAGCCGCUAUGCCCAGUUCAAGGCGGACGCGCUGGCCAAGCGCCAGAAGCUGGACGACAGCAGGCGCUUCCAGUACUUCAAGCGCGACGCCGACGAGCUGGAGGCCUGGAUCCACGAGAAGCUGCAGGCCGCCUCCGACGAGAACUACAAGGACCCCACCAACCUCCAGGCCAAGAUCCAGAAACACCAGGCGUUCGAGGCGGAGGUGGCGGCGCACACCAACGCCAUUGUCACACUGGACAACACGGGCACCGAGAUGAUCAACCAGGGCCACUUCGCGUCCGAGACCAUCCGCCAGAGGCUGGACGAGCUGCACCGCCUGUGGGAGCUGCUGCUCUCCAAGCUGGCCGACAAGGGCAUGAAGCUGCAGCAGGCGCUGGUGCUCGUCCAGUUCAUGCGCCAGUACGACGAGGUCAUGUUCUGGAUUCACGACAAGGAGGCGUUCGUCACGUCCGACGACUUCGGCACGGACCUGGAGCACGUGGAGGUGCUGCAGCGCAAGUUUGACGAGUUCCAGAAGGACCUGACGUCCCAGGAGUACCGGGUCACUGAGGUCACCCAGCUGGCUGACAAACUGAUCGCGGACCAGCACCCCGACCACGAGACGAUCCAGACACGCCGCGAGGAGAUGAUCGAGUCGUGGGCCCGCCUCAAGUCGCUGGCGCUGCAGCGUCAGGAGAAGCUGUUCGGCGCGCACGAGAUCCAGCGCUUCAACCGCGACGCCAACGAGGCCAUCUCGUGGAUCAACGAGAAGGACCUGAUCCUGAGCUCGGACGACACGGGCCGCGACCUGGCCAGUGUGCAGACCCUGCAGCGCAAGCACGAGGGCCUGGAGCGUGACCUGGCCGCCCUGGAGGACAAGGUCAUGGUGCUGGGCCAGGAGGCCACCCGACUCUGUGGUAUCCACGACCACCACCAGGACCAGAUCAAGGCCAAGAACGCCGAGAUCCUCGACAGCUGGAAGCUGCUGACCGGCAAGGCGCAGAGCCGUAAGCAGGCGCUGGACGAGUCGUACUUCCUUCACCGCUUCCUGGCCGACUUCCGCGACCUCGUCUCCUGGAUCAACGACAUGAAGGCGAUCGUGUCGGCGGACGACCUGGCCAAGGACGUGGCCGGCGCCGAGGCGCUGCUCGAGCGUCACCAGGAGCACAAGGGCGAGAUCGACGCGCGCGAGGACAGCUUCCGUAGCACCAUCGAGUCCGGCCAGAUGCUGCUCGACUCCAACCACGAGGCGGCCGGAGAGAUCCAGGAGAAGCUGAUGAUCCUCUCGGAGGAGAAGGUGCAGCUGCUGGAGUUGUGGGAGGAGCGGCGCGUGCUGUACGAACAGUGCAUGGACCUGCAGCUCUUCUACCGCGACACCGAGCAGGCCGACACCUGGAUGGCCAAGCAGGAGGCGUUCUUGUCCAACGACGACCUGGGCGACUCCCUCGACUCGGUCGAGGCGCUGAUCAAGAAGCACGAGGACUUCGAGAAGUCGCUGGCCGCCCAGGAGGAGAAGAUCAAGGCGCUCAACGAGUUCGCCACCAAGCUGAUCGAGGGACAGCACUACGCGGCCGACGACGUCGCGCAGCGGAGGGACGCGCUACUGGAGCGUCGUGCCCAGCUGAUGGACAAGUCGGCGCAGCGGCGGGCCCGGCUCGAGGCGUCGUACCGGCUGCAGGCGUUCGAGCGCGACUGCGACGAGACCAAGGGCUGGAUCAACGAGAAGCUCAAGUUCGCCAACGACGAGUCCUACUUGGACCCGACCAACCUGAACGGCAAGGUGCAGAAGCACCAGAACUUCGAGCAGGAGAUCAAGGCCAACACGUCCCGCAUCGAGGAGCUGACCACGGCCGGCGAGUCGCUGAUCGAGAGCCAGCACUUUGCCGCCGACCGGAUCUCCGAGCGUCUGACCGAGAUACAGCAGCUGUGGAAGAGUCUGGAGGAGGCGGCGCGCGCCAAGGGCGCCAAGCUGGCCGAGGCCAGCGAGCAGCAGCAGUUUAACCGCAGCCUGGAGGACAUGGACCUGUGGAUGUCGGAGCUGGAGGGGCAGCUGAUGAGCGAGGACUACGGCAAGGACCUGACGUCGGUGCUGAACCUGCAGAAGAAGCACGGCCUGCUCGAGAACGACGUCAACUCGCACGCCGACCGCGUGGAGGUGGCACGCAAGCAGGCGCAGCAGUUCACCGAGGCCAACCACUUCGACGCGCCUAAUAUCCAGGCCAAGACGGAGACCCUGGUGCAGAGGUACCAGCAGCUGCAGCAGCCCACCCAGCUGCGCAAGCACCGGCUGAUGGAGAGCCUGCGCGUGCAGCAGCUGUUCCGCGACAUGGAGGACGAGGCCGCCUGGAUCCGCGAGAAGGAGCCCGUGGCGGCUAGCACCAACCGCGGCCGCGACCUGAUCGGCGUGCAGAACCUCACCAAGAAGCACCAGGCGGUGGUGGCCGAGAUCAACAACCACGAGCCGCGCAUCGCGGCCGUGCUGCGCGACGCCGACGACCUGCUGACCGAGGGCCACUUCGCCAGCGACGAGGUGCGCGCGCGCGCCGCCCAGCUGACCGACCAGUGGGACCAGCUGAAGGAGAAAGCCGCGCAGCGCCGCCAGGACCUGGACGCCUCUCUCGCCGCGCACCAGUAUCUGGCGGACGCCAACGAGGCCGAGGCUUGGAUGAAGGAGAAGGAGCCGAUUGCCGGCGGCCAGGACUAUGGCAAGGACGAGGACUCGUCUGAGGCGCUGCUCAAGAAGCACGAGGCCAUGAUCACUGACCUGGAGGCGUUCCAGGCCACCAUCGAGUCACUGCGCCAGCAGGCCAACCAGUGCAGCCAACACGAGACGCCCGUGGCCGACAUCACGGGCAAGGAGUUCGUGCAGGCGCUGUACGACUACACAGAAAAGUCACCGCGUGAGGUCUCCAUGCGCAAGAACGACGUACUGACGCUGCUGAACUCCAACAACAAGGACUGGUGGAAGGUGGAGGUGAACGACCGGCAGGGUUUCGUGCCGGCGGCCUACGUCAAGAAGAUCGACUCGGCACUGACCGCCUCCCAGCAGAACCUGGCCGACGCCAGCUCUAUCGCCAACCGGCAGAACCAGAUCGAGAACCAGUACCAGAACCUGCUGGCGUUGGCCAACGAGCGCAAGAACAAGCUGAAGGAGACGGUGAAGGCGUACGUGCUCGUGCGCGAGGCCGCCGAGCUGUCGCAGUGGAUCCGCGACAAGGAGCAGCACGCCGACGUGGAGGACGUGGGUGACGACCUGGAGCAGGUGGAGGUGCUGCAGAAGAAGUUUGACGACUUCCAGGCCGACCUCAAGGCAAACGAGGUGCGGCUGGCCGAGAUGAACGAGAUCGCCGUCCAGCUGAUGACGCUGGGCCAGACGGAGGCGGCGCUGCGCAUCCAGACGCAGAUCCAGGACUUGAACCAGAAGUGGACCAAGCUGCAGGAGGUGACGCAGGAGCGCGCCAACCAGCUGGGCUCGGCGCACGAGGUGCAGCGCUUCCACCGCGACGUGGACGAGACGGUGGACUGGAUCCAGGAGAAGGACGGCGCGCUCAACAACGACGACUGCGGCAAGGACCUGCGCUCGGUGCAGACGCUGCAGCGCAAGCACGAGGGCCUGGAGCGGGACCUGGCCGCGCUCGGCGACAAGAUCCGCCAGCUGGACGACGCCGCCAACCGGCUGAUCCAGACACACCCGGAUCAGAGCGACGCCAUCUACCAGAAGCAGCGCGAGAUCAACCAGCAAUGGACGCAGCUCACCAGCAAGGCCAACACGCGCAAAGAGAAGCUGCUCGACAGCUAUGACCUGCACCGCUUCCUGUCCGACUACCGCGACCUGAUGUCGUGGGUGAACACGAGCCGCGGCCUGGUGUCGGCCGACGAGCUGGCGCAGGACGUGACCGGCGCCGAGGCGCUGCUCGAGCGGCACCAGGAGCACCGGACCGAGAUCGACGCGCGCGCCGGCACCUUCCAGGCGCUGGAGCUGUUCGGCCAGCAGCUCCUGCAGUCGGGACACUACGCCAGCCCCGAGAUCCAGCAGCGGCUCGAGGAGAUGAACCAGGCGCGCCAGGACCUGGAAAAGGCCUGGAUCGAGCGGCGCAUGAAGCUGGACCAGUGUCUGGAGCUGCAGCUGUUCUACCGCGACUGCGAGCUGGCCGAGAACUGGAUGCAGGCGCGCGAGGACUUCCUGGCCUCGGACGAGGUGGACGCCGCCAAGGGCGACAACGUCGAGGCGCUCAUCAAGAAGCACGAGGACUUCGACAAGGCCAUCUCGGCGCAGCAGGAGAAGAUUUCGGCGCUGACCACGUUCGCUGACCAGCUGAUCGCGGCCGACCACUACGCCGGCGACGACAUCGACGGCAAGCGGCAGGAGGUGCUGGAGCGCUGGCGCAGCCUCAAGGACGCGCUCAUUGACAAGCGUAGCAAGCUGGGCGAGUCGCAGACGCUGCAGCAGUUCUCGCGCGACGCCGACGAGAUGGAGAUGUGGAUCACCGAGAAGCUGCAGUCUGCCACCGAGGAGUCGUACAAGGACCCGUCCAACAUCCAGUCCAAGCACCAAAAGCACCAGGCCUUCGAGGCGGAGCUGGCGGCCAACGCCGACCGCAUCGGCACAGUGCUGACCGUCGGCCAGAACCUGAUCGACAAGAAGCAGUGCGCCAGCGGCGAGGAGGCCGUCCAGCAGAGGCUGGCCUCCAUCGCCGAGCAGUGGGAGUUCCUCACACAGAAGUCCUCCGAGAAGAGCAUGAAGCUCAAGGAGGCCAACAAGCAGCGCACAUACGUGGCGGCUGUCAAGGACCUCGACUUCUGGCUGGGAGAGGUGGAGUCGCUGAUGACGGCCGAGGAUGCCGGCAAGGACCUGGCCUCCGUGCAGGACCUGAUGAAGAAGCAUGACCUGGUGGAGAACGACAUCGCCGCCCACGAGGACCGCGUCAACGACAUGAACCAGCAGGCGGACAGUCUGGUCGAGAGCGGCCAGUUCGACACGGCCGACAUCCAGGAGAAGCGCGAGUCGGUCAACGAGCGCUUCACGCGCGUCAAGAACCUGGCGCAGCACCGGCGCGCCCGGCUGGCCGAGGCGCUGACUCUGCACCAGUUCUUCCGCGACAUCGCCGACGAGGAGAGCUGGAUCAAGGAGAAGAAGCUGCUGGUGGCCUCCGACGACCACGGCCGCGACCUGACCGGCGUGCAGAACCUCAAGAAGAAGCAGAAGCGCAUGGAGACGGAGGUGGCGUCGCACGAGCCGGCCCUGCAGCGCGUGCAGGAGUCGGGCCAGAAGCUGAUGGAGGUCAGCACGGCGUCGGAGAUCCCGCAGAUCGAGAACCGUAUCCGCCAGCUGGACCAGGCGUGGUCGGAGCUGCGCCACACGUCCUCCGGCCGCACGCAGAAGCUCGACCAGAGCCUCGUCUACCAGACGUUCCUGGCCAAGCUGGAGGAGGAGGAGGCUUGGAUCAGCGAGAAGCAGCAGCUGCUGGGCGUCGACGACUACGGCGACAACAUGGCGGCCGUGCAGGGCCUGCUGAAGAAGCACGACACGUUCGAGACGGACCUGUCCGUGCACACGGACCGGCUGCGGGACGUGCUGCAGCAGGGCGAGCAGCUGUGUGCCGACGGCAACCACCACGCCGACCAGAUCCGCGCCAGGUCCGAGCAGCUCGAGUCCAAGCUGGAGAACCUGUCGCAGCUGGCGCGCCGUCGCAAGGAGAAGCUGCAGGACAACUCGGCCUAUCUGCAGUUCAUGUGGAAGGCCGAUGUGGUCGAGAGCUGGAUCGCCGACAAGGAGGCGCACGUCAAGUCGGAGGACUUCGGCCGCGACCUCAGCACCGUGCAGACCCUGCUGACCAAGCAGGAGACCUUCGACGCCGGUCUGCACGCGUUCGAGCUGGAGGGCAUCCAGAACUUCACGUCGCUGAAGGACCGACUGGUGACGGCCGGCCAUGAGCAGUCUCCGGCCAUCCAGCGCCGGCACGCCGACGUCAUGGCGCGCUGGCAGCAGCUGCUGGCCCACUCGCAGGAGCGCAAGCAGCGCCUGCUCGGCAUGCAGGAUCAGUUCAAGCAGAUCGAGGAGCUGUACCUGCUCUUUGCCAAGAAGGCGUCCGCCUUCAACUCGUGGUUCGAGAACGCCGAGGAGGACCUGACCGACCCGGUCCGGUGCAACUCGACGGAGGAAAUCCGCGCGCUGCGGCUGGCCCACUCACAGUUCCAGGAGUCGCUGGUGUCUGCCCAGGCCGACUUUGACGGGCUGGCGGCGCUCGACCAGCGCAUCAAGUCCUACAACGUCGGCCCCAACCCCUACACCUGGUUCACCAUGGAGGCGCUGGAGGACACGUGGAAGAACCUGCAGAAGAUCAUCCAGGAGCGUGACAUGGAGCUGACCAAGGAGGCGCAGCGCCAGGACGAGAACGACAAGCUGCGCAAGGAGUUCGCCAAGCACGCCAACGCCUUCCACUUCUGGCUGACCGAGACUAGGUCGUCAAUGAUGGAGGGCUCUGGCACCCUCGAGCAGCAGUUGGAGGCCGUGAAGAAGAAGGCGGCCGAGGUGCGCGCUCGCCGCAGCGACCUCAAGAAGAUCGAGGACCUGGGAGCUAUCCUGGAGGAGCACCUCAUCUUGGACAACCGCUACACCGAGCACAGCACGGUGGGCCUGGCCCAGCAGUGGGACCAGCUGGACCAGCUGGGCAUGCGGAUGCAGCACAACCUGGAGCAGCAGAUCCAGGCCCGCAACCAGUCGGGCGUUGCUGAGGACUCGCUGAAGGAGUUCUCCAUGAUGUUCAAGCAUUUCGACAAGGAGAAGGCAGGCCGACUGAACCACAAGGAGUUCAAGUCGUGCCUGCGUGCGCUCGGUUACGAUCUGCCGAUGGUGGAGGAGGGCCAGCCCGACCCCGAGUUCAACGAGAUCCUGGACGUGGUUGACCCCAACCGGGACGGCUUCAUUAGCCUGCAGGAGUACAUGGCCUUCAUGAUCAGCAAGGAGACGGAGAAUGUGCAGUCUUCGGAGGAGAUCGAGCACGCCUUCCGCGCCAUCACCAACGGCGAGCGGCCCUACGUGCUCAAGGAGGAGCUCUACACCAACCUCAGCAAGGAGAUGGCAGACUACUGCGCCGACCGAAUGAAGCCAUACACGGACCCCAACACCGAGAGACAGAUCCCCAACGCAUUCGACUACGUCGACUUCACGCGUUCGCUGUUCCAGAACUAGGCCGCGCCGGCCGGUGGCCUCGCUUUGUCUUAUCUCUCGCGAUCGUAGCAGCUGUCUGGCCGUGCCGUGCGUCGGCUGACAGACCCAGUCACUAUUUAUCUUGUGUUGUAGUGCGCAGCUUUUUGCUCGGAGCGGGCGAGCGGCGGACGGCGGCGCGCGCGGACGGCUGGUGGUGCGUACGCGCCCAGGCCGUCCGCUACUCCGACCGGGCGCAUAGUUAUCGGUGUUCACCUGGUGGCGCACACGGUGCCGGCUCCGGCU
Molecule: messenger RNA, 7786 nt
Organism: Pollicipes pollicipes
Lineage: Eukaryota; Metazoa; Arthropoda; Thecostraca; Pollicipedomorpha; Pollicipedidae
Gene: alpha-Spec
Product: alpha spectrin
Exons: 37
Coding region: 260-7525 (2421 amino acids)
Molecular function (GO): calcium ion binding; protein binding
Source: RefSeq, a predicted model, not a curated record